Messenger RNA from Wallemia ichthyophaga EXF-994, 270 nucleotides. RefSeq lists its product as uncharacterized. Lineage: Eukaryota; Fungi; Basidiomycota; Wallemiomycetes; Wallemiales; Wallemiaceae. Bases 1 to 270 code for a protein of 89 amino acids. The record is from RefSeq and is a predicted model, not a curated record. The transcript has 2 exons.
AUGACAAUUGAAACAGGUGACGAGAAGAAAGUAUACAAAAUCCGCCUUCAGCUCACGGCCACAGAUGCCGCGUUCCAAGACAUUUUCGAGCUUAUCAAUCAGACUAGCAAUAGGGUAUGCACACUUUUACAAUACGAGUCAGCCGGUAUCUAUCGUUGGCUGGACGUUGUCUCCUCAUACAAUUCCUUAUACAGGCUGCAACACGAGUACUACGGCGGCGCAAUUAUAGAGGACUUCGUUCUCAUAAACAACCUUCCUCCUCCUUAUUGA